Molecule: messenger RNA, 1832 nt
Organism: Dunckerocampus dactyliophorus (ringed pipefish)
Lineage: Eukaryota; Metazoa; Chordata; Actinopteri; Syngnathiformes; Syngnathidae
Product: proteoglycan 4-like
Exons: 11
Coding region: 132-1073 (313 amino acids)
Source: RefSeq, a predicted model, not a curated record
CUGCUUUACGUCAGGAUGGGAGAGGAAGGAAGGAAGUGCCGAAAUAAGCAUCAGUGGCGGCGCACCCCAGUUUGAAACAACAUUUUUCCUCCACGGACAACUCGGGAGAGAAUCACAGGACCGCACUCACCAUGAAGACCAUCAGGCUUCUUUUUGUCCUCCUCCUAGCAUCAGUGCACAUCUUCACUCCAGUGUCAGCAGCUGAAACAGACGACAAGCAGGAGGGAACUACAAGCCACCACACACCUGAAGCUGCAGAACCUGCACCACCUGCGGGACCCGCGCCACCUGCAGAACCCGUGCCCCCAGCGGAGCCCGCGUCCCCAGCGGAGCCCGCGCCACCAGCUGAGCCCGCACCGCCAGCGGAGCCCGCGCCACCAGCUGAGCCCGCACCACCAGAGGAGCCCGCACCACCAGAGGAGCCCGCACCACCAGCGGAGCCCGCGCCGCCAGCGGAGCCCGCGCCGCCAGCGGAGCCCGCGCCGCCAGCGGAGCCCGCACCACCAGCGGAAGCUACACCACCAGCAGAAACUGCAGCACCUGGACCUGCAGCACCUGGUAAUGCAUCGCAGCCUACAACACCACAGCCUGCAACAGCAGCAACAGGCCAACCCACAGUAGCGCCUCCACAACUUGAGAACACAAAAACGGAGCCGCCAGUCCCGACAAUGGAGAAGACCCAGUCACCAAAAGCCCAAAAUGACUCCAACACAGACACUGCGAGCAACAAGACUCAAGGCCUAAACGACACCAUGGUUCCUUUGCAGCCUGACAAAGAGACCGGCCAGACCACAGAGAAGAGCCCUGGUCCUCAGAAGGGCAGCAGUGACAAGGAGCCUGCCAAAGCAGGGACAGACAAAAGGCUUUGGUGGGUUUUGCUUCCCAUCCUGCUAGUUGCCGCCGCCGCAGCCAUUGUCCUCAAGUUCAAAUGCAAGAAGGUCCACGACCACACAGAGACUAUUGAUACCGGAACUGAGAACGCAUCUUUCCAGAGCCGCCCCGAAAGCACCAAAGAUGGCGUCAUGCUCCUCGGUGUGAAGUCAUCAGGCAGCGAGGAGAACGCUGCAAGAUAAAACGAAGAGGCUAUAUCAAGAUGAAGUGGAUCUGUCUCUUGGCCAUUGUCUUAAUAACCUUUUCAUGUUUAUGAUGCAGGAAAUGGUGCAGUGUGGCUUUGUAUAUGUAUUUCAAUGCAGUGAGCUCAAGUGAAAAAGAAUAGAACUUACGUAGUGAGCUUACCCUCAGACAAAGUUGCUAAUACUAUGAAAUCUGAAGUGAAUUUGAUCAGUAUUACGUGUUUAAGGACAAGCCUAAAUAGAGCUGUUCACACCUCUGACCUCAAAUGCGUUGCUUCUUUCAUGACAUCAGGGUUGUCCAAACUAAUUCCCGAGGGCCGCAUACGGAGAAAUUAAAUGAUGCCAUACAUUUUGUAUAAAUGUUUGCCAAAGUGAAUCCAUGGAAGUCAAUGUAUGCUAAGCUAUCUCACCAAAAGAUAUUAGCUUUGUGUUAUAGCUGACAAAACAAGUUAAAUAAUGAAUGAUUAGUAAUGAAUUCAUUUUAUUUGUGCAGUACGGUGAGGGCCAAUUAAACAAAACAACAAAAAAAACAAAAAAAAAAUAGCUGCGGACUGAAAAUAAUUUUUUGCACACAUCUGAAUAAGGACUGCAGGUUGCUUUGUAACUGUUGUCAAGAAAACAUAUACUCACACACCAAAUCCAUGCUAGUGUUAUAGAUGACUGAGUAGCAAAUAUAUCACUUGUGCAGUCUAAAUGCAUUCAAAGGAAGUUUCAGUGUCUAUUUUGUUGUGGACCUCAAAUAAAUCACUGCGAAAUUUA